Molecule: messenger RNA, 7419 nt
Organism: Varroa destructor (honeybee mite)
Lineage: Eukaryota; Metazoa; Arthropoda; Arachnida; Mesostigmata; Varroidae
Source: RefSeq, a predicted model, not a curated record
UCUGCCGACAACGUUGCGCGGCUGCCAGGGAUUAACUACCCCGAAAAUGGCGGAUGGUUUAUCAUGACUACGGACAUUGUCCUAGCUUACGCUUGCGCCGUAACGCUGGGUCGACCCAGACGGCAAGUCGGAGACGGCAAGCAACCGCAAGAGAAUUUAAUCUUUGAUAGGACCGGUCUUUUCUGGCCAGUCGUAUAAUUUCCCCUUCCUGGAGCGUCCCUCCCUGCAUUGACAGUGUUAUUCUGUCGACUGCCGACGCCAUCAAAGGCAGACGCGGCGGGAGCAGCGCCCGAUAAUCAUUACUUCGUUACGAUGAGACGCGCGAUGCGCCAAGCUCGCGGAUCGUUAUUGUUUUGGAGACACGGUAUUAGUUAAUCGACAGGUUUCAUAACCUAACUACCGUCAAGGCAGAGACUACAGCUGCGGCAGAUCUGAGCGUAGCUGCCAUAUGGAGCAAGGCAGAAACCGAUAAGGAUACAUAGGGAAUGAAAAGCAAGGCUUUACAUAGCUGUAUAUAGGUAUAGCUGUCGUAUCUGUGCUGAUAACUGUUUCAAUUUUGACCUUUUCAUUCAUAACGGUUUAUGCAAUUUGCCUUAUUUUGGUUGACUUCGGUUACGUACAACGUAGAAACAGAAAUCAACUGGUCAGCGAAGGAACCAAGCAACCUAUAUAGAUAUGAAGAAUCGGAAGAGAACAUGAUAUACUGUUUAAUAAUAUGGAAAUUGUAAUACAUGUUUAUACAAAGCAAAGACUGUAGUCCACGUACUCGCACAAACAUCAUACGCAGCCUGGAAAUAGCGCUCAAGAGUAUUUCUGUUUUGCCCGCGAAUCUUAGGUAUAGGUCAAUACUGAUUCCUUUCGACAUUAGGUUGACAGUCUGGCGAAGCAUCCAUGAUGCAACCGGUCGUUGAAAGGCUAAAUCUUUGUUCGACAAGAAUGGAAUCGGCUCAAUUUUAGCAGACUCAACACAGCUUUGAAGAAAUUAAGUUUCCUGAAGGACAGUCUAGGGAGAAACAGCGCAUUUCAGGAUAGCCGGAUAUUGGACCUUUGUCUACUGCUGAAUCCUCUGGGAUCUAUCCAGUGUACAAUAAAUAUCUUCGUUAAUUUGCCCAGCUAUAUCUCAGAAAAGCAUUGCUAAUUCUGACUCACGAAAUUAGGAGACAAAUAUAGUUUACUUCAUCCUCCAAGAGCGUCCAAUCGAACAUCCCGAUGGGUGUUCGAUUGGACGCUCUUCAAGGUACCUAUAUUGACGGAUCAAGCUUUUAGGAUUUCAGCUAUGAUUGAACCGAAUGAAUAUCUAUGAUUAAAAUGACUUGUUUAUGAUUAAACAAUGUUUAUCACUUGAGGCUUGGACGUUUAUACAGCAUCGUUCUUCAAUGUUUUCAUUAGCAAUUGGUACAUAGAAUAGCUACUGAAAUGGCUCAGAUCCUUCUAGCUUUCAUUCAUCCCUGUUCUAUUUUCUGCGUUCCCUCUAUUGCCAUUAAGCCGGCUUAUUUAUUUCGAUCCACGCUCGUGUCGGAGCAUCUUCAUACGUUCCACUAUCGUCCGUUUAGCCUUGCGUUACAUUCGCCUUUGAUCGUUUUCGAGUCUAGACAAUGAUGACGUGUUUGGCUCGAAUGCUCCGUCCCAACUUGCAUGUCUUCCACUUUCAUUUGAGAUAACUGUUAUAGGCCCGUUAUCACCCACGCGGUGUGGUACGUAGCGGUGAGCGCUCUUUUAUUGAUCUCCUUUUUUUGCGUUUCAUUACGCGUCGUCGAGAGGUAACGGAAUCGCUGGUUGAUAACGGCAAUCGAAACCCCAGCCAAAUAUGAGCGAGCCGAAUCUUUAUAAAUGUAAACGAUGGGCCACUAUGAAUAAACAGGCUGAAGAGACGAUCUACAUGCCUCUGAAGGGUGCGCCGUCUAAACAGAUUGAGCUGCGGACUGAUACCCGACAAACUGAAUAGAUUUACUCUCUGUUUGUAUAUGUUUGUAAGGAUCGACGUAAGUAACGUGAGCAAUAAUAUUGAUGUUAUCCGUGCGCUCGUCUGCGUGAUCAUUUGUUACGAGGUCAAUGUGACGCCUUUGAAAGCGAAGAGACGCAUAAAAAACGGCAUCGAACGCGAGCAGCAAGUCGUGAGGUGCUCGCUUUCUGACGCUGUGGCACCCUUCAACCGAUCGGGGAUGCCCCACGGCUUCGAACCCGAAGGACUGAACCAUGUGGCCCCCCUGAACGAGUCGCUUGCUCCAUCAUCUCAUUUCGUUAAGCAGCCGUCUCACCAUCAAUUACUAUUUCACAGCCCUAGCAACAAGCCGAGCGGCAGUUCCCCACUUGUUCCCCAACAGCCCCUUAUCUUCGUGACAGGCCAGCAGCAGCUACGAUCACAACUGCAGGAUCACCUUUCGUACUCAACAAUUUCCCCGCCAGCUCCUGCCGUUUCUGCAGUAUUAGCAGAAUCGGCUACCGCUGGUGCAAUUGUUGGCUCACAAUAUCGUUCACCAUCGAGACUAUUCCUAUCUCACUCUCAAUUAGCGCCCGUUCUCCAGUCAGCAAGCGGGGCUAUGUCGUUAUCCACAAGUUCGUUGGGGGGCGGCCUCCCACCGAAUCACCCCGGCUACAAAUCGCAUUCGCUUCUGCCGAACGGUCAUCACCCCUCGCAGAUGGGUGCCGUUGGCACGGUUACGACAAUGUCGUCAAUCGGCGGCCUAUCCGGGGGCGGUCUCCAAGGAGUUGGACCCAGCGGACUAGGUAUGGGGGGUAUCGGUAGCGGAGGCGUGGUCCACCAGCAUCCGUCACUACCACCCCAUUCCGUGUCGCGUUUAUCACACAGCUUCAUGACGACGUUUCCCGCCACCCAUCACCAAAAUCACACCCGCCAAUCUAGUCUGCUAUUGAAUACCGACCAGAACACAACGACGCAGAAGGACCUCUCGACGACGGCUCCAACCUCUGCGACGGGUCUGACCGGGGCCCACUCAGGUUCGCCAGGCGCGUCCGGUCAUACAGGUGUCGGAGGCGCCUCACCUGGUGCUAUCGCCAUCAAUUCAUCAUUGCUAACGUCUACGUAUCACCACGCCUUGUCCCUGUUAUGCAUGCUAUCUGUACUCAUGUGCGUCUUGUCAGCCUCCGUGUUACGGCCAUUGGAGUCAACGGACGUCACGACGGAGCGCGCACUUCGCGACGUACUCAGCGUCUGUUUGCUAGUGUUAUCCAUGUGCCUCGACCUUCACUGCCUAUUCGUGUGCAGCCUGCAGCUGAUGCUGGCGCUGAGGGAAGGUAGCAGCGCGUAUUUGAAGCGUGCCUCGUGUAGUCGGAACCUCGCCGUGUGCUCAUUUCUGCUGAGUGUCCCAUUUUUCCUCACAGGUGUCAUUCUACUUUUAGACAUACCGUUGCCAGCAUCACUGGCCAUCAUCGGUGUCGUCUUUCUUGUCUGCAUUGCCUCAUCCCUUCAUAAUGUUUACGUCUGGCACCUGGUAGUCCAAAGCGGUGAGGCCAGCAAUAAUGCGAAGGCCCUUAACGGCCAUAUCGUACAGCUGUCCACGCUGGUCUGAUGAGAACCUACAGGCUACAAACAACGUACGCAUUCGUCGCUCCAAAGGCAGCCUGAGCCAGCCGAACGGGCUCUAUCCAAGCGUACUUCUUCGCCGUCAUCAUUCUGACAUCGAAGUCGACAGCGGCGUGACUGUCUUCCAAUGAGUGCUGCCAUUUUUAUCAUAUCACCGCACACGUACACAUAUACGCCAACAGAUGCACACACAUUCAAAUUUUCAGAGCGCUCCGAUGUCGAGACACAUAUAGAUCUUACCAUUUGGUUCCGUUGUGACACGCACUUCCCCGAGGCAGUUAGCGCGAAAAUGCCAGUCGCUGCUGUGAAAGCUAUGAAAGCAAAUCACACCCAAAAAAGCGGGUCUUUCCAAACAUCGGCUGCGCAGUCACGACUAGUUAGGGCAGUCGGGGGGGGAUUGUGGUAGCGUACCUGUGACGACAUGGCCUGCUCGUAGCCAUCUGCUCUCUGUAUAGCGAACAUUUUGACUACAAAAAGUGUAGUAAUAAUAAGGGACCAAACAGAUUUUCUCACCAACUACUCAUUUAAUGUCUAUCAGGGCGACUACAGUGGCGGCUACGUAAAGACGUAGAGCGGUGGCAGCUCAUUCGACUGAAGCGCAGACUAUCUAAAUUUGAUAAGCAUAUACUACGGUAUCAUAUCGCGGAGGAUCAGACUGGAAAUAGAGUUAGUGCUUAUCGUUCUAUAUCAAUCUACCUAAGAUACGUAAGGUUUGCCUGAAGAUCAAUGAUCUCAUCGUCCGGUAGCAAAGCAACUUUCUUUAGACCUGUCAAACAAUUUCGAACAAAGUUAUGAAACGACGGAAUUGCACCAACCUAAAUCGCACAAUAUGGUUAUCGAACCUGCAGUACCUGGAAGGGUAAUUUGAGAAACGAUCGUGAUCUUUUUCAGCAGAUAAAACGACGACUCGAGUAUUUCGGCGUCAUUUUUCCAGUGCGACAUCGUCAGCAGACGUCUUGUCAACGGAAUCCCUGCCAGUCUGAUAACUUCCAGUCGCCGAUUUUCGAGCUUCUUCCGUGUAGCAAUGAAUAUGGGAUGGGCACCAAAGGUCGCUGUUACCCUCGCUGGUCUGGAAGGGUUUGUCAAAUCAGCGUUAUAAAAUUUGUAAUCCACAUCACUUAGAAACACGCGAUUGCAUCUGCUGUGUUUUGUACGUAUGACGUAUGCAACAUGUUAAACAGUUGCCCCUCUCUGCCGAAUCGUCAAGCCGGUCUGCGCAGACAACUCGGUGGCCAGUUCCAAUAGAUCGAUAAGCGUAAAGAACAAAACAACAGGGGAAAACAACUCUACGCCACCGACAAAAGACGACACGAUGCACGUAGCCCAGCAAAACGAAGCGGGAUUAAUGCUGUUUCUGUUCAAACUGAGAGAAAAAAACUGAGGUAUACGGGUUUCGUUUUUCGAGAAGAACCCUAUCCUCUCUGGUGGUACUUAGUGCUAAAAACAGGUAGAAUAAUAGAAGAAGCAUAAGUGGGAACUCAAUAGAAAGAAGCGGGAUACUGAUUGCUACCUAACCAGUUUGUCGAGUUUCGAAAUUUCUCUAUACUCUUGCUGUUUCAAAUAGGAGGCAAUGCAAGAACUUUUCAGUCCGUUCUUCACCCGUUAAACGCACUGCUCUCAUCCCGGACGCUCUGUCUCUUACUCCUAUUGGCCAUCACCCACUUCCAGAAAACACUCGAACGGAAAUCGGACGGUUUCCUCGAAUCGACCAUACCGCGAGGGUGCAGGGGACGAGGUCAUUGACUCUACGAAUACCUCGCUUGUGUGCGUACGCGAAGCAGCGGUCGAAUCCAGAACCAACACGCGGUGGAUAUGGCCAUCGAAAUGAUGUAGCAUUAAUCACAUGCGGAACGCGGACGAUAUAUAUAUAUAUAUAUAUAUCGGAACGAGAAAUCCGAGGUGAAAUGUGGACAGAGUAUACAUCCUUGUGUGUCAGCGUGAUACAACGACAACAACUUGAGGCUGACCAGGUCACCACCGCCGUACACGUGGCAUUUGUAUGUUAAAUAACCAUAUAUUGAUAUCGAUUAUAUAUAUCGAUCUCAAUAUAUAAUUAUUUUUUCGUCUGCUUAAUCAGUCUAUUCAAUUUCACAAGCCGAAAUUGUACAUAAUGCUAUUUAAAUAGUAACCCCGGGCAACUAAAGAGAAGACGUCUGCGUCCGUCGUGGCAUACGGCAGGCAACCGUUGUAACUACUGAUCAUAGUUAAUGUUACUACAUAAACAGAUGCGGGAUGGAAACGAAUCUAUCGAAGAUGUUGUACGAUAGUGCGCGAGCCUGAGAAAAGGAUUCUAUUGGUGUUAGUAUUAUUGCCCAUCGGUACUAUAUAUAGGCGAUUGCCAACGUGACCUACUAGGCAUCUACUAAUAUGCUUGAUAACCCACUAACUACCUACCCCACAAAGGUACACAGAGGUGACCACACGAACAUAUGCACCCGUAUCAAAGCGAAAAGGCAAGAGAACAAGCAAACCUUGUAUGCUAUGACCAAUUACAGAUCUGCCAGCUUUCGAGUUGAGUUGUUGACAAAUACGCACACAUCUUUCAAUCGCAAGCACAUCUGCAUACCACACAACUGUGCGUGAACCGGAAGGAUAGGGAACCCACGUUAUUAGUAGUAUUGUUACUAUGAGCAUGAAAUAUUAAUAUAAAAAAACAUUCGGUUUUUUAUUUAGCUGUGUUUAACCUCUUGUGCGACAAUUGACAGGCCACGAGUCGACGCUAACAAGGCUUGCCGCCGACUUACGUCACUUUUAUCCUUUGAAUAUUUUCUAAUUUUUCGUCACCAAAUCUCCAAGCAUGCCAUAGCAUAGACAAGCGUGAGUGAGUGGACAAGCUGCGAAUCCCUGUAAAAACUGCGUGUGUGUCGUUGCUGAGUAAAUAUGGACGGAUACAUGAAUUGGAUCUGAACGCGAUUCAAGAUGAUCGGGACCGCGAGAAAAAAUGGCGAUCUGAACAAAAUACACAUAUAACAAUGUAUGUAUAUGCUGAAAAAUAGGAACUACUGUUGUAUCGGAAGAAAUCAUUGUCACGUGGGAAAAACGAGGACGGAACAAUGCGAAAUAGCUUUUAGCGAGAUUACAUGGACGUAUCAGUGAGGGCACUCUAGAACCGAUCUCGUCCCAGAUUGUAAAUUAACCCCAUAAUAUUACUUCACGGGAACUAUAAAGACAGUAGAACGGGUGACCAAGCGUGUGGCCACGAGUAAAUAUCGACCGCUUAUCAGCCAAUAGUUUUCAGACCGGGUUAACAUGGGCUUGUUUUGUUCCAAUGAAACUUAUAACUAAUGUAUCACUUAGCAUCGUCAGAAGGUCUGGCAUGGGUCUAUGACAAUUGAAACAAUAUUAUUUAAUUGUAAAAAAAAAGAUAUUCUUUAAUUACGUGGGUCUUCUAUGAGCUCUGAAUUGAAUAUUAGUCUGGAAUAAAAUAGUGUUGAAAAAGUGAAAUAUGGUUCACUUAUUCCAUAUGUAUAUAUAUAUAUAUAUAUAUAUAUACGUUAAACUUUAGAUCUCGAGCAGCCUUCAAAUGUAGUCUAUUCAAAUGCUGGUCAGGUAAAGGUCCGCGGAAGCGAACUUAAAGUUCAUAUUAAUCAAGGAAGCUACCGAAAUGAACAACUUAGAAAAAAAAUGUUUGUAUUUUUUUAAUUCCAUGUCAAAGGCUUCUUUAUGUGUUCUCACACUUGUUCUAGUUGCUACUGUUGUCGUCAACAGGGUCAGCCCAUAAUACCAUGCUCAUGUGUAUGUUUCCAUCUUAAUUUCGUACAUUUAUACAGAUAGGUCGGACAUUCAAGUUCUCUGCAACCCCCCUAUCUCGUCUCCUUCCUCAAUGCCGUUUCCAUCGGCAUGCACGGGCAAAUGCACCGUGUAAAAAAAAAAAA